This is a messenger RNA of Zootoca vivipara (common lizard), 4038 nucleotides long. RefSeq lists its product as uncharacterized. Lineage: Eukaryota; Metazoa; Chordata; Lepidosauria; Squamata; Lacertidae. Gene Ontology annotation, molecular function: ATP binding; JUN kinase kinase kinase activity. The record is from RefSeq and is a predicted model, not a curated record. Gene Ontology annotation, biological process: protein phosphorylation.
AAAAAGAAAGGUCGUCUCCUUCGACUCGCCCCCUCGCUGCCCAAAUCCGGCGCUCCGCUUCUUGCUGCACCGGCUUGACUGGGGCCCGAUUUCUUCCUCGGUUUACACUGCCAGCCCGCUUCACUUUUGUACUUCGGGACAAAGGGAGGAGCGAGGAGAGAGCUGAAAGCGAAAGUGGAUCUCUGGUGCUUUUGCCUUUAACAGACGGCGCCCAACCCGACGGGGUUUCAAGCUGCUGCCUUCUUUUCCCCGCAGCCGUCGGGGACAAGUUUUGCAGCGGAGUCAGACUUCUCUUUGUUCCCUUUCUCCUCGCCAUUUCUUUCUACGAGGAAGGAAGAGCGCCCGAUGGCGGCGGCAGCGGAGGAGAGGACCGUACGCGACCGCCUUGCGGACGCCCUGGAGGACUUGAAGGAGUACGAUCUGAAGCAGUUCAAGUUCCAUCUGAACGCGCUCCCGGCCGAGGAGGGCUACAGGAGCAUCCCCAAGGGGCGGCUGCAGAAGGCGGAUGUCUUCGACCUGUAUCGACUGCUGCUCGGCUACUACGCCGAGGAUGGCGCUAUAGAGGUGACGCUCAAGGUGCUGGAAUGCAUCAACCGGAGAGACCUGCGGGAGAAGCUCCUGCAAGUCAAAGGCGGCGGUGGUGGUCAGCUUGAUGGCUGCUUUGGUCAGGGGCAAUGGCAGGGAGGAAACAGGAACAUUGGUGGAAGAGGUUCCUCCGUCGCCUGCUGUGGAUUUCCUCCUUUUGAGAGAGAUGUUGCUUCACUUCGUUCUUUGAGAGAUCCUUCCUUCUCUCUCCGGCUCUUCACUUCAUUUGACAGCUGUGGGAUGGGAGACUUCAGGUUUGCAUCCACUAGAACGGAGAUAGUCGAUGGCAAAAGCAUUACUAGGAGGAGGAUGGUUGAAAAUGGACAAGAAAGAGUAGACAUUGAAGUUGACCAAUCAAAUACUUUAGCUAUAAAUGAAUCAUCUGCAACCAUCGGAGAGACAGAGACCAUUGCGAGUUGCAAGAACUUAAAAAUCAAGGUUACUGAAGUGCUGGAUGGAGAGUUAUCUCAUUUGGUAGAGACGAAAGACAAUAUGGCAGGAAAGGUUUCAUCAGGAACAAACACCAGGAGGAGUAUAGUGAUGAAGACCAUCCGCAACUGCCUUUUGGACACCCUGGAGAACUUGGAAGAAUACAAUUUUAGGAAAUUCAGGUACCAUCUCAACUUGCUCCCAGUCAAGGAGGGCUACAGCAACAUCCCCAGAGGGCGAUUGGAGAAGGCCGAUUGCAUUGACCUGACCCGGCUGCUGCUUGGCUACUACACCGAGCAUUACGCUGUGGAGGUGGUCCUCAUGGUGUUGAAAUCCAUCAACCGAAGAGAUCUGGAGAGGAAUCUCCUGGAAAUCACAGAGAAAGAUGGCUGGCGUGGUCAUGGACAAUGGCAGUGUGGAAACAGAAACGGAGAUGGAAGUGGGUCCUUUGUUGCCUCCUGUAGAUUUCCUUCCUUCGGGAGGGAUUUUACUUCACUUCGCUAUUUGAGACAAGGGGGUCUUAUUUCAUUCUCUCUCUCACUCUCUGCAUCAUUUGAUGCUCUUGGGGUGGGAGAUUUCAAGUGUGUAUCCACUUCGACCGAAAUGGUUGGCGGCAGAAAACGCAUCAGAAAGAGAAUGAUUGAGAAUGGACAAGAGAAUGAAGAAGUUGAAGACAUUGACGAGUUAAACCCUUUGGCUAUAAUAGGGUCACCUGUAAUGAGAUUUCCAGAGGCAGCUGCAAAUUUCCAGAAUUUAAGAAAUGAGCUCUCCCACAUGCUAGCAGGAGAUGUAUCUGUAAUUGAAGAGGAGGAUCUGGGGAGAGAAGUUUCAUCGGGAGGAGCCGCCAAAAGAUCUGCUUUGUGCACAAGUCAGAAUGGAGAGACUUUGCCAGGGGCACAAGCUGCUUCGAAAAGGACGCCUGGUCUGGAGAUGUUCCACGAGUGGAUCCCCCAGAACUGCUUGAAGAACUUGCAACACAUCGGCAGCGGGGGCUUUGGUACUGUCUUCCGAGCUCAGCACAAAGAAAAGGGGAUUGUGGCGUUGAAGAUGUUCCACCGCACCAAUGCACCCAGCGCGAAUGUGUCCUGCAUCCGACAGCAAGCCCUGAAUGAAGCCCGCUUCAUGGAUGAGGCCUCUUUCGCCCCCAUCCCUCGUCUUUAUGGUCUCUACGAGAAGGGAAAUGAAGUGGGCCUAGUGAUGGAGUAUGUGGAGAACGGCAACUUGUCUGGCUUGCUGUCCAGUGCCUUGCCCUGGGCCCUGCGAAUCCGCAUCCUCUACCAGGUAGCCCUGGGGAUAGACUUCCUGCACUGCCUCCAUCCUCCGCGGUUCCACCUGGAUCUCAAGCCCAGCAACAUCCUGCUGGAUGAAGCUCUGAAUGUGAAGGUGGCCGAUUUUGGCUUGUCCAAGUUUGGGACGUCUCGGCGCUCCCCUCUCCCCUCUGAAAGCGCAGAAGUAUCUGGCGGGACGCUCGAAUACAUGCCCCCCGAAGCCUUUGCCGAGUCCUACAAGCCAGACCCAGCCACAGAUGUCUACAGCUAUGGGAUCCUCAUGUUCUCAGUGUUAACCGGCAAGGAACCUUAUCCAUCCAACCCUCAGAGAGACACCUCCAUCUUCGGAAUGCAAAUCCAAGAGAAUCAAAGGCCAAACACCCGGGAGCUGGAGGGGAAGAUACACCAGGUGGAGAAACUGGAAAAUCUGAUCGGCUUAAUGAAAAGGUGCUGGCAGAAAGAAAAGGCCCAGAGACCAUCCUUCAAGGUUUGCAGCCAAGAGAUGGAGGAAAUCUAUUCCUGCUACAUGCCGCACAUUGAGACUGCUGUUCGUGAAGUCCAGGAUAGUUUGGAAAAAGCAAAAGCCCUCCCUUUAAGGGUCGCUGAGGACCAGGCUGGAUAUCAGAGUAGAAGAAAGCGGCCAUGGUCAGAAGUGGACUGUGCCAUGCCCUGUGCCAUGGAGUCGAAAGAGGAUUCGGAGAGAGACGCUUCUUCAAUAACAGCUACCAAAGGCUCCAUAUGUUUGGAAUCUCUGCCUUCUGGUGAAAAGCCUGCUGAUCGUAUAAAGAAGUCUAAAGGGAAGUUAACAGAAAAUUUUGCUCUUCAAAGAAACCGAGAGGCAUUCCUGAAUAUAGCAGAAGAGGACGGUCUUCUCACAAAGGGCGAGUGUUUAUGCCUGAGUCAGAUGGACGAUGCCCAGGAGUUUGUGGAGAGCCUGGUCAACACGGUGCUGGGAAAAAUAGAAUUAAUGCAUGACUUGUUCCUCUACUGUCUGGAAAAGCUAAGACUAUGAGCUUGGAAAGAUCUGCCUAUUUCUGAAUAUUUAGAAAAUGGUGGCUUAUGCACCAUUGCUCUUUUUUAAAGAGCCCAUUGAAGUCAGGGAGAAAAAAAAUCCAAAGCACACAAUUUUCUGCUGCUAUCUUUUUUACUCUCUAUGUGGAAUGCUUUCCAUUUUUUAAAGAAAACAUUACUUCUAAAGUAAUGGAUGCACAAGAAAUUGAUAAAGUGCCAACCAAACUGAGCAAUUAGAUUGGAUAAAAUGCCAGUCAAAUAUAAAAUCAAGGUUGGAAUGAACCUUUCUAAGGAGACUAUUUUAUAUUUGUUUCUCUGUCCCUUUUCAUUCAUCUUUUCAGUUUGCACUUUCCUAGUUUUACCAUCCCAUCCCCCCUCUCUCCCCUAAUGUUACAGCACUAAUAUCGCACAUGGAAUGUUACUGAUCUGCAGAAAAGACUUGACAACCUGAAAAAAAAGAGACAAUGCACGUGUAAACCAAAAUAAAAAGUUUUUUAAAGAAAAGUUUGCACUUUCCUGACAGGUGCCUUGAGCAAUAUCUCUUCUGGGGGACAAAGAGUGUUGGUAAAGUAUUUUAACUUGGGCUAAGUUAAGUUUGUUAUUUGGGGGGUGGAGAGUGUUGUAUUUUCUCCAAAUGUCCCUCAACUCUGUAUAGGGAAGUUUUAAAUGUUUGAUGUCUUACUGUGUUUUAAUUUGUUAGAAGCCGCCCAGGGCAAUCCCUGUCAGAUGGGUGACAUAAACACAA